This is a messenger RNA of Miniopterus natalensis, 901 nucleotides long. It is a transcript of the gene AANAT, whose product is annotated as aralkylamine N-acetyltransferase. The record is from RefSeq and is a predicted model, not a curated record. Gene Ontology annotation, biological process: response to light stimulus; melatonin biosynthetic process; circadian rhythm. Lineage: Eukaryota; Metazoa; Chordata; Mammalia; Chiroptera; Miniopteridae. Gene Ontology annotation, molecular function: aralkylamine N-acetyltransferase activity. Gene Ontology annotation, cellular component: cytoplasm.
GCUACAAAAGAGGCGAGACACCACCGCUCUGGCCUGUCCCUCGGGGAGAAGAGGCCAGACCCCUGACCCUCACCGCUCUCCAACAGGUUCUGGGUGCCUUCCUCUGCUGCGGAGGCCAGUUCCUGAGCCAGGGCAACCAAAGGUGUCACCAACGGCGAGGAUGCCCAUGCAGAGCAUUCCCUACCUGACUCCCGUGGCCCUGCGCCUGCCACCUGGGAUGCCAGAGUCCCCAAGCUACCAGCGGCGCCACACACUCCCUGCCAGCGAGUUUCGCUGCCUUACCCCUCAGGAUGCUGCCAGUGUGUUUGAGAUCGAGCGUGAAGCCUUUAUCUCUGUCUCGGGCAUGUGCCCCCUGAACCUUGACGAGAUCCAGCACUUUCUGACCCUGUGUCCAGAGCUGUCCCUGGGCUGGUUCCAGGAGGGCCGCCUUGUGGCCUUUGUCAUCGGCUCCCUCUGGGACGGGGAGAGACUCACUCAGGAGUCGCUGAUGUUGCACCGGCCCAGGGGCCACACAGCCCACCUGCACGUGCUGGCCGUGCACCGCACCUUCCGGCAGCAGGGCAAGGGCUCCAUCCUGCUGUGGCGGUACCUGUGCCACCUGAGCGGCCAGCCGGCCGUGCGCCGGGCCGUGCUCAUGUGCGAGGAUGCCCUGGUGCCCUUCUACAAGAGGCUCGGCUUCCACCCCGUGGGCCGCUGCGCCGUCACUGUGGGCCCGCUGGCCUUCACAGAGCUCCAGUGCUCCCUGCAGGGCCACACCUCCCUGAGGAGGUACAGCUGCUGAACUGGCUGCCCAGGGCCCUGGGGGAGACGUGGGGAGGCAGGCUGGGGGGUCCUCUCCAGCCCCCAGUCCCCUGCUCAUCUGGGAUUCCCAGGAAGGGGGGAGGGGUGAAAUAAAGAGAAC